Messenger RNA from Arabis nemorensis, 522 nucleotides. The record is from the annotation of a GenBank genome assembly. NCBI's taxonomy places the organism in Eukaryota, Viridiplantae, Streptophyta, Magnoliopsida, Brassicales, Brassicaceae.
AUGAACAGAGGAAGAAGGAAUCUGAAACAAGCGGCUUCAGAACAAGAUUUCACGCUUGAGGAAUGUCAGAGCAUUGCUCAGGUCGUCUCUCUUAGAGGCUCCAAUCAAAUUGAGAUAAUGGAUGCAAAAGGAGAAAACUCAUUAGCAUUGUUUCCAGCCAAAUUUCGUGAGAGCAUGUGGAUCAGACGAGGAAGCUUUGUAGUGAUUGACCAUACAGGAAAGGAAAAGGCACAAGAAUUUGGUAGAAAAGUUACAUCUAUUGUCUGCAAAGUUCUAUUCUUUGAGCAAGUCCGUCUCCUCCAGAAGUCUCCGGAAUGGCCAGAAAUCUUCAGAGAUAUUAAGCCAAUUCCGGCUGAUGAAAGCUCUCAACUACCCAUCGUACAUCAAGAAAAUGACGGUGAAGUUGAUUCAAGUGAUGAUGAUGAUGGCAUGCCCCCGUUGGAAGCAAACACAAACAGAUUGAGACCAUUUGGUGUGAAUUGUGAUGCAGAAACAGAUUCAAACUCGGAUUCUGAUUCAUAG